AUGGGCGACAAGGAAAAGCUGAUUUUAGAUGAACCCGUUGAAGAGGGAGUCCAUCAUAUAAUCUCCAAGAAAAAUGCUAAGCUUCAAAAAGGAUACUUCCAGUUGCCUUGGUACUUUGCUGGCGGUGUUGUUCUGUUCUGGGCCCUGCUUUUUGUGUCGGUAGUAAAGCCUCUUUUCUACCGCCUGCCUGAGCCUCAGACCCUGGAGGAUGCCCCCAAUGGAGGCUUUAUUGCCGAACGUGCCUACGCUAAUUUGUACGAGUUCGGUGCCAUCGGAACCAAGGUCGUGGGCAGUGACAACAACGAGAUCAAGACAGUGGCGUUUCUUCUAAAGGAAAUUAAUCUGAUCAAGGACAACCUGAACACAGAUCUCUUUGAACUGGAAAUCGAUGUACAAAGAGCCUAUGGGGCGUAUGUGAAAUGGAAUCUGGUGAACAUGUACCAGGGCAUUCAGAACGUUGUCGUGAAACUAACACCUAAAGGUAGCACUAGCGAGAACUAUGUCCUGGUGAAUAGUCACUUUGACUCUCAGCCCACCAGUCCCUCCACUGGCGAUGAUGGUCACAUGCUGGUCUCUUCCAUGGAGGUCCUGCGAGUGAUAUCCUCCGGCAACGAGACCACCCAACACACCAUUAUCUUUUUAUUUAAUGGAUCCGAGGAGAAUUCUUUGCAAGCCUCUCAUGCCUUCAUCGCUCAUCACAAAUGGGCCAAAAACUGCAAGUCUCUGAUUAAUCUGGAUGCUGGUGGCAGUGGUGGUCGGGAAAUUGUUUUUCAGACAGGGCCCAACAAUCCCUGGCUUGUUGAUUUGUACCAGAAGAAUGCCAAGCAUUAUUUCUCCACUGUCAUGGCUGAGGAAAUUUUCCAAGCUGGCUUAGUUCCCUCCUAUACGGAUUUUGCAAUUUUUGUGGAAUUCGGAAAUCUUAUUGGUCUGGAUUUUGGCCAGAUUCUCAAUGGCUUUGUUUACCACACCAAAUACGACAGUAUUGAUGUGAUACCCCGAGGUGCCCUCCAGAACACUGGAGACAAUCUUCUAAGUUUGGUGCGAGCUCUUUCAAAUGCCCCAGAAAUGAAAGACAUGGAGUCAAACGAAUCUGGAAAUAUGGUAUUCUUUGAUGUCCUCGGAUUGUAUUUAAUCAAGUACUCAGAGGAGACUGGAGUGAAGCUAAACUAUGCCGUGGCUGCUGCAACCAUAAUUCUUGUCUAUGUGUCCUUGCUGCGCACUGCCUCCGUGUCUAAAGAGUCCAAUGGAAAGAUCUUUGGCUGGUUUAUCCUAGUUCAAGUCCUCCAGGUUAUUGCCUUUGUCCUGGCUCUGGCCUUGCCCUUUUUGAUGGCCUAUGGCCUGGACAAGUAUGGUUACUCCCUCAGCUAUUUCACAACCUCAUCCCUCUUGGUUGGCCUGUAUGUGUGCCCCAGUCUCAUAGGUCUGGCUCUGCCCAGUUAUAUUUACCUCAAGUUCCAGACUUAUGAUAAAGUCUCCUAUGCUCAGCAUGUCCAGUUUGCCCUUCAUGGCCAUGGCAUUGUCCUGGCCCUUCUUGUAGCUGCUUUGACCUACUAUGGCGUACGAACCACGUACAUUCUUACCUGGACUCUCAUCUUCUAUGUCGUUCCCUUGGCCCUUAACUUACUGAGCACCUUACACGAUCGCGGCUUGUCCUGGACGGGAGUCCUGAAAACCUUCCAGUUGGCACCUUUCCUGUACAACAGCUACCUGUGCUUCACAUUUAUUAUCAUUUUCAUCCCAAUGAUGGGCCGCUAUGGAGUAGAUACUAAUCCUGACUAUUAUAUCGGUGGAUUGACUGCCUUUGGAGCCAUAUUUUCGAUGGGUUUUCUGAUCAUAUUAAUCCAUGUCUCCCGUCGAUCUGGCCUGGUACUUCUGGGACUUUUGGCCGUGACUGCUGCCUCAGUUUACGUUGCCACCUCCACUGAUAUUGGAUUCCCCUACCGCCCCAAGACUAAUGUCCAGCGAAUUCCUUACUUGCAAGUACGCCGCAUUUUCUACGAGUACGAUGGCACUGUGAUCAAGGACGAGUCCGGCUACCUGUUCAACUUCCAGGAUCGUCGUGGCAGCAAACCUCUAGUGGAUGCUGGCGUUGAUCUGACCGGCUUGGUUGGCAUGGAGGAGGAUUGUAAAAAGUACAUGUUCUGUGGAGUACCACAAUACGAUCACCGUUGGGUCGAAUCCAUGGAGGUCAACAAGUGGUUGCCGCGAAAGAAUCAAGUUUACACGCCAGCAGAGCCCUCCCUGGAACUGCUCAACCGGACUAUAUCGGAGGAUGGGACAAUACUGCGUUUGGAAUUCAAACUUAACUGCACGGAUCACACCAGCAUCUUUAUUCAGCCCGAGGAGGAUGCUACCAUCAGUGACUGGACCUUCCUCAAGGACUAUAUCACGUCGCAAACUCCUCCAUAUCACAUUUACUUCUCGUACGGAAUCGAUAAGUCACCUCUGGUCUUUUUCAUCGAAGUUAAGAAAACGGAUGGUGACUUUAAUGUUCCAGUUGUAAGAGUGGGCAUUUCCGUGCAAUUCAUGGAUAGUAAGGGCGAUAAGGAGGCCCAAGUGUUCUCCGAACAGUUUCCUAAGUUUGGAGUGAUUAUCCAGUGGCCGGCUAUUUAUAAGAGAUAUAUAUAUUAA
This is a messenger RNA of Drosophila bipectinata, 2631 nucleotides long. RefSeq names its product endoplasmic reticulum metallopeptidase 1-like. Lineage: Eukaryota; Metazoa; Arthropoda; Insecta; Diptera; Drosophilidae. Gene Ontology annotation, biological process: proteolysis. Gene Ontology annotation, molecular function: metalloexopeptidase activity. The record is from RefSeq and is a predicted model, not a curated record.